UAUUAUAGAUUUGGAUCCAUAUGGAAUGUAAAUCUUGUUCUGGCCUAAAUCUGAGUCUAAUCCUUUUCAUAGCUUUUGUAGAAAAUGAACUUCCUCUGCACGGUGUCAAGAUUUCUGAGAUCACAGAACUUUGUGGGGCAAAACGUGUGGGUUAUUUUGGUCCGGCUCAGUUUUAUGUUGCUUUGAAACUAAUUGCUGCAGCGCAGUCUGGCCUUCCAGUACGGAUAGAGAGCAUUAAAAGUGAAUUGCCUCUUCCUCGGUUUAUGGCACUCAAAAAUGACAUUGAAAUGAGAUAUGGAAAUGCAGCAGAAAUACACGGAGUUAAAUUUCAGCUUCCACAUCCAACCUUGGAAAAAAAUUCCUUCAAAAGAUCAGAUGAAGGGGAUAAAAAGCAGGAAACCAAGUCUCCUCCCAUGUCACCAAUGUGUUCACCUCCUGCUUCUCCAUCUAAUUACCAGAGAAUACCCUUGAGUUAUGGCUAUGGCAAGUCAAGGAGUGGGCUUGAACAGCCACAUGGAGUUUCUUAUGAAGCUAGACAUUCUACACACCAACAAGAUGGACCAGCAACGGGAAAUUAUGGAUCCAAAUCUGCACUUGUACAUUCCUCUCUUAGUCGGUCUCUUUCAGUAGAAAGGGAGCCACAGGACAGCAGUAAUUACCCAGAUGACCCCUGGAGGAUAACUGAGGAACAGCGAGAAUAUUACAUCAACCAGUUCAAAUCCCUACAGCCUGAUCUGAACUCUUUCAUUUCAGGUUCCGUGGCUAAGAAUUUCUUCACAAAAUCCAAGCUUCCCAUCCCAGAACUUUCUCACAUAUGGGAGCUGAGCGAUGUAGACUGUGAUGGAGCGCUGACGCUGCCAGAAUUCUGUGCUGCAUUUCACCUCAUUGUUGCUAGGAAGAAUGGUUAUCCAUUGCCAGAUACGCUGCCGGAGACCUUACUGCCAGAUUACCUUCAACCAGCUUCCUUUAAGCCUAAACGUGACUGCGCAUUAUUGGAUUCUUAUUCUGAGUCAUUGCCAGUCAGUCAACAGACCAGGGACUUUAAUCGAACUGAGCUUGAAACUGUCCGUGAAGAUCCAACCAACUCAGAGCCGUUGAUUCUCUUUGAUGUGGCGACCUCCGUUGUUGAGCCAAAGACAUCGGUUGAGGAGAUGCCUGAUAAAUCUGCCCUGACGCAAGAUGUAAAUAGUGAUGACAGUCAAGCUCUGAACAUAAGCACUACUGCCAAAACAAUACCAAAGGAUUUUAAACCAUCUCAACACUUGUCUGUCAAAACAGUUGUUCAGGAAUCGAACACACUCAAGGCAAGACCAAGAUCCAGGUCCUAUUCCAGCACAUCUAUUGAAGAUGCAAUGAAAAAGGGGGAAGAGCCCCCUAUGCCACCACCAAGGCCGCAGAAAUCACAUUCCAGAGCCUCCUCCUUGGACCUAAAUAAAAUCUUCCAGCAAAACACACAAGCUGUGAAGUCAGGUUGGUUACCACCACCACCUGCCCUGCCCCCUAGGCCUUUUGUAUCACAGCAGGGUCCUCCCCAUGUCACAAAUACCGAGCCUGUUGCCCAGGCCAAAUCCAGCUAUGUAGAAUUCAGACUAAAGGAACAGACAGAACAAGUAUCUGAGAUGGAAUUACAUCCUCAGAUGAAUAGAGCUCCAUCACAGACAGAAGAAAGCAGCCCAACGAGAAAGGAGAUUCUGCUUUCUCAGCCACCAUCCAAACCAAUCCGUAGGAAAUUCCGCUCCGAAAAUCAGAUGUUGGAAAACCAGGAGCUUACUCCCACUAGCAGUGUGACCUCUUCCUUGCCUGCAGUCAAACCCCAUCUUCCAGCCCAAAAACAGUCUUCCAAACAGAAGAGGGCUAUUCAGACUGCUAUUCGUAAAAACAAAGAAGCCAAUGCGGUGCUAGCCAGGUUGAACAGUGAACUCCAGCAGCAACUGAAGGAAGUUCACAAAGAACGAAUUGCAUUGGAGACUCAGUUGGAACAGCUUCGUCCUGUAACUGUCUUGUGACCUUCAGUACAUUAUUUAAUGGCAAUAAAUGGACAUUUGUGCCAAGAAUUUUUGACUAUUAGCACAACAAUGUGAAGUCUUUGUAAAGUUUUCACUGAGGCAAAGUGGAAUGUGAGUUGGGUUUGUUGGGUUUUUUUGCACACCACCUUGCACAUUUUCCCUUUCAGAUGAAGAGGGUAGAUGAGAUAAAUGUCAAACCGUAGGUUAUGUUUAAGAAAUGAAAGUUGUUUCCAACUUGUCCUUCAGGAUAUUACAAAAUGCAGUUAACCACCAAAAUCAAUCAUCUAACUCUGAAAUUAUUAGUGGUUUAUUUAUUUAAAGAAUUCCUGAUUUAUGUACUUCCUUGAAAACCAAUUAUUAAAAGUUUCAUGCAUUCAAAAUUCUUCUUUAUAUUUAAAGUUCCUAUUCUAAGGUGGUUUCUUGGAUGUUACUGAUUUCACAUAGGUUUAUACCAGGAGGUAGUGUCUGUGGCUUUAAAACACAAAAGCGAAUAAAAAUAAUUGUACAGAUAGUCUAUAUUCACAAUCACCUGUCACUUAAUUGUCUUUUUAGUGCCAUUUAUGAUUAUUGGUCAUUUAUGUCUUAUAAAUAUUGCAGGGUUUGUGUUUUAUAAGUUAAAAAUCAUGUGAAAAUGCAGUUUUGAGAACUAAAAAGUGUUGAAACUUGCUGAUUUUAGAAACUUUUUUUUUUAAAGCUAUACUCCACAGGGAAAGUUAGAAAUGGGCAUGUUUGUCUGUAUGUAAUUAAUGUGUGCUUGUUAAAACAACAGCAUUGUAAUUUUACCACUGGAAGUUAAAAUGAAGCAUACUGUAUAUUGUGCUUGUCUUUGGAGACAUGGGUUUUAUUUCAUGUUUGUUUGCAUUGGUCUGCAUUCCUGUUUUACUAGCUAUUGCGUUUUUUUAAAGGACCUGAACUAGAUGUUUGAUUCCAAAUGAAAUAAACAUAUGUGUAUGCUCUAGGUAGGAUUUUUAAUGACUAUGAUGUGAAGAAAUGAAUCCUACAAGGGGGUGUCCAUUGAGUAGCCUUAAUACCGCACAGAAGAGGAUCAUUACGGGAUGAGGCUCCCAGGACCUUUCCCUUCUCCAAAGAGAGAGUCAAAGGCUAUAGUACUCUAUCUGGGUCUGAUCCAGGACCAGUUGAAGUCAAUGGGCAUCUUUCCAUUGACUUCAGUGGACAUUGGAUUAAGUCUUCUGAGACUUUCUGACAAUGGGGAAGCUUUCUAGUGAACCUUUUAGGUAUUGGGCCAAUCCUCUUAUAACAGGUAGUUUUAGAAGUAAUGAAAUCAGCCUGUCCCCUUUGACAUAUGCCUUAUUGAUAAAAACAUAGCAUGCCCGCCAUCCUAUUUCUUUCCUUCCCCCCUCGCAGCCCCACAUGAGAUGCAUUGUAUAGUCCAUUGCUCAGUGAUGUAAACUAAGUGUCUGCAUUAAGUUUGCAAAAGCUCUGCGUACAUUUUCUUCUAUUAUUUUUGAUGUUUUAUCCAUCUUGUUUUGGAAUGCUCCCGAAGGGUGUGUUAGAAGUAACUAGCCAGUCUCCUGUCGGGAUACAGUGCAAAAUGGAUAAACGUGAAAAAGCUGUAGCGGAAUAGCAGAGCAGCCAGAAGUUUUUUCGAGAGUAAAACAAGAAUGACAUCCAUGUAAAUGUUUAAAGUUGACAUGGUGACUGAACAGACUCCCUUGGCUGAAGUUUAUAUGGAUUCAGAGUUUAUAAAACGUUAUUCCAAUGUUGGGAGGGCAGUCCUCACAUUUGUAAAACUAUGUUAACUGAAAGUUUGUUUGGUAAUACACCUCUACCCCGAUAUAAUGCAACCCGAUAUAACACGAAUUCGGAUAUAAUGCGGUAAAGCAGCGCUCGGGGGGGGUGAGGGGGGAGAAGUUGCGCACUCUGGUGGAUCAAAGCAAGUUCGAUAUAACGCGGUUUCACCUAUAAUGCGGUAAGAUUUUUUGGCUCCUGGGGACAGCGUUAUAUGGGGUAGAGGUGUACGUCACUUCUUAGCUAGCUAACCACUGUUCGUGUCUACAACACAGAACUGAAUUUUUGGAUUUCUGACUACUUCUGUGUUAAUGCUAAUGUUAAAACAUCUCAUGUUAAUGAGAUGACCAUGGUUUGUGACUAAAUGAAGUUAGAAUCACAGCUUCUCCCCAGUGAGCUGCAGAAGAAAUCUGCCAUCAUCUUCCCUAUUAGUGACAAUGUUCAGAACUUACACCAGUCAUUUUUAGAGAGACAAGGUGGAUGAGGUAAUAUCCUUUAUUGGACCUACUUCUGUUGGUGAGAGAGACAAGUUUUGUAGCUCAAAAGCUUGUCUCU
Trachemys scripta elegans is the source of this 4310-nucleotide messenger RNA. It is a transcript of the gene REPS2, whose product is annotated as RALBP1 associated Eps domain containing 2. The coding region runs from base 21 to 2006 and encodes 661 amino acids. Lineage: Eukaryota; Metazoa; Chordata; Testudines; Emydidae. Gene Ontology annotation, biological process: endocytosis; endosomal transport. The transcript has 20 exons. Gene Ontology annotation, molecular function: calcium ion binding; protein binding. The record is from RefSeq and is a predicted model, not a curated record. Gene Ontology annotation, cellular component: plasma membrane; cytoplasm.